Molecule: messenger RNA, 2499 nt
Organism: Candidozyma auris
Lineage: Eukaryota; Fungi; Ascomycota; Pichiomycetes; Serinales; Metschnikowiaceae
Gene: LIG1
Product: tRNA ligase
Exons: 1
Coding region: 1-2499 (832 amino acids)
Biological process (GO): tRNA splicing, via endonucleolytic cleavage and ligation
Cellular component (GO): nuclear inner membrane
Molecular function (GO): phosphoric diester hydrolase activity; ATP binding; RNA ligase (ATP) activity
Source: RefSeq, a predicted model, not a curated record
AUGUUAGAGCCAAUUCCCGUAUUUCGUGACUCUGCUGAGGAUUUGAGAGACUUCUUCGUUGAUUUGGAGAACUCUCUUAUCAAAAUCAGAAAGGAGAGAAGUACAAGGAAACAGUACAAGUUCCCGACCACUAAUGGAGAAGCGGUGGUUGAUUCAUGGAAGUUCAACGAAUUCGCCUAUGGUACUGAUAUAGAGCUUCCCAGUCAAGCUAGAGGCUUGUUCACGCGAGAUGGCAAGAUCAUUGCAAGAGGCUACGAUAAAUUCUUCAAUGUGGGAGAGGUUGAAAAAUCUAAGCUUGAACACCUCCAGAAACUAAAAGGGCCCUUUGCGCUAACCAUGAAGGAAAAUGGGUGCAUUGUAUUCCUCUCCGGUCUUGAAGACGGAACGCUUGUCGUUUGCUCAAAACAUGUGACAGGAGAGCCAGUCAUAGAGAGUGAUGGUAAAGGCUCUAGGCACUACGAAAGGGCCAAGAAAACCGUCUAUGAGCAUCUAGAGAAAGCAGGGAAACUUGCCGAAGAAUUGGCCACCUUCUUGUACAAACACAACAUCACAGCAGUCGCUGAACUUUGCGACGAUGAUUUCGAAGAGCAUAUUAUAGAGUAUCCUAAAGAGUUGGCAGGGCUUUACUUACACGGUAUCAACGCCAACACCAUCCAGUUUCAUUCUUACCCAAUGAAGAAUGUGUACGCUGUCGCAGACUACUUUGGGUUCAAGAGGGUGUACUAUGAGCAGUAUGACUCGUUUGACACCCUUUGGCUGUUUCUUGAAGAGAAGAGUAAGACGGGUAUCUUUCAAGGAAGAGAGAUCGAAGGAUUUGUCAUUCGAGCCAAAGAUAAGGAAGACGAUGACUUUUUCUUCAAGUAUAAAUUUGAAGAGCCCUAUGCGUUAUAUCGUACAUUUAGAGAGGUUACCAAGGACCUCAUCACCAAGAGGAGGGCCAAGGUACAACUCAUUCUUGAGCAAAGAAAACAUGCCAGAAUUGUCCAAGCGUAUCUUGACUUCGUCGAAAAGUUAUUUUCGGAGCAGCCUGAAUUAGCAGAACAGUAUCUCGAAGAGAAGGGUAUUAUCAAAGUUAGAAAAAUGUUUCUCAAGGAUAUUGGUCUUGAUCAGCAAGAUGGUAUGGGAUUGGUUGCCUUGAACGAGAGCGAAAAGCUCACUAAACGAUUCAAUGAAUUUUUUGAAGAAGUGAAAUUCAGGUACAUCUUAUUUCCGAUUGCCGUUGUUGGCUGUGGUAAGACCACCGUCUUCAGAACCCUUGCUAACUUAUUUCCCAAAUGGCAACACUUCCAAAACGACAAUUACAGUGCUCCAAAAGAGUUUAGAAACUCGUGCGUGAAGUCUCUUGCCGACCUGCCACUAUUACUCCUCGACAGAAACAACAGUCUGAGAAAAGAGAGACAAAGUUUAAUAGAUGACAUCUUCCAGAUGCGCUGUAAUGUGCUCGUUCCUAAUGUGGGUCUACGCUUCGUGGGAAUCAAUCUCACCGCAUGCGAUGACAAAGAGAAGUUUUCGAAGGUAAUAAGAGAACGUAUCGAGGCUCGUGGUGACAAUCAUCAAUGCGUCAACGCCAAAACAGAGAGACAAAAGACGGAAAGAAUCAUCCUCUCUAUGGAGGCGCGUCUUCAACCACCUACGCUUGUUGCUUCUGCACCAAAGAAUAAGGUCGUCAAAGGCGAAGAUCUUGAAUCUCCAGAUGACCUGUUUUACUCAAUGAUAAAUUUCGACAUCACCAAACUGUCAUCUUUGGAAAUCGCCAAGGAAAUCUGGGCAUAUCUAUCACAGCUUCAGCAGUUUAAUGAUGAGCGUGAUCCUACAGAGGAGGAAUGGCAAAGAGCAUACCAAGAAGCCCUUGACUAUAAGCCAACCUUCAAAAAAGUGGUUUCUUCCAAGAACUUAGGUGACAAGAGACCAGAGUAUUAUGGCGUUCGAAUAGAAGACGUGAGCGGGUUGAUUGAUGGAGUGAGUACUAAACUUGGUGAGCAAAAGAUGUGGCAGUCCAUGAGAGCAAAUGACAGAGUUCAAAGAGAGCUCCAUGUAACCAUUGGCCACAAGAACAGCAUUUAUGCGUUUCCUUCGCUAAAAGAUAAGUGGAAUGAGUUGGCCCGCAGAUUCGCCAUGCAAGUUGCAAAGAAAGAGUCUAAAGAGGACAAAUUUGUUCCAGUCAAGUUCUUCUGCGACGUGCAUGUGAAGAAGUUGGUAGUGUUCGACAACAAACUAGUGACUUUAUCAGUUCAAAUACCUCAGACAUACAAGAAGGAGGGGGAGAACAUCAUCCUUCAAAACCCAGCUCUAGAGCCGCUAAACGAGCACCUUCAUAUCACUGUGGGCACCGUCUCUUCUUCGGUAAGUAAUGCAGACCUGAACGUCUUGCUUCAUGAGUUACUGAAAAAAUACGGUGACGUCUUAGCGGACGGAGAGUAUCCUCUUAAAGAGACAAUCGCCAGAGUAUAUUCGUUUGACAGGCUUCUAGAGAAACAGCAGGUAUUUAUUUUUUUUUAG